Centruroides sculpturatus (bark scorpion) is the source of this 786-nucleotide messenger RNA. RefSeq lists its product as uncharacterized. The record is from RefSeq and is a predicted model, not a curated record. The transcript has 5 exons. The coding region runs from base 75 to 770 and encodes 231 amino acids. NCBI's taxonomy places the organism in Eukaryota, Metazoa, Arthropoda, Arachnida, Scorpiones, Buthidae.
AAAACUCAUACAGUAUAUAUAGCUGGAAGAAUUUGUGUCGAACAGUAAACUAGUACUACUCCAGUACAGUCAACAUGAAAGUGGUUUACUUAGUAGCAGCUAUCCUCUUGUUUGGAGCUGAACAAUCUCUUCAACAAUCAUGCCAUCUGAGAGAAUUGGAUCUCUGUGCUGCUUCAAUGUUAUUGUUUACCCAAGGACAAUCUUCUCCCAUAGCUGCUAACGAAGAAGAAGUCACAAAACAAUGCGAGUAUAUCACAGAAGCACGUCACUGUAUAAACAAUUUUACAAACAAAUGCACAACUGAACUUCAAAGAGAAUUAUUAAAAUAUGUACUUGAAGGAACAGAAAAAACCAUGGACGAUUUCUGUACAAAGGGAUCAAAUUUAAGAAAAGAAUAUCUGAAAUAUGCUCCAUGUGUGAGUAAACAUUUCGAAGAUCAAAGACCUUGUUUGAAUGAUGCUUUAGCAACUUUGGAAACUUUGGAACAUAAAAAAUUCGACGAAAGAAUUCCAACAAUUUGUUGUGGUUACUCCAGAUUCCGCAAAUGUCUCAGCAAUAACGUUAUCAACAAGUGUGACAAAGAAGCUGAUAAACUUAUCGAUAAAGUGAUUCAGUUAACAGCAACUGAUCUUUUGUCAUUGAUCUGUGGUAAUUACGAUCACUCUGGUGAUAAAUGCAAGGGUCUGUUGCCAUCUGAAGGAUCCAAACCGAAAGGUUCAAACUCCAACUCCGCUUUAGGACGUAUUCUGUCAGCAUUUCUGACAAAUUAAAAAAAAAAAAAAAAAA